AUGCAUUCCGUAUGCCCAACACAGAGUGAGCCAGAUCUGGCCAGUCACAGAUACCACCCCGACCACAAGGGUCCACUCGAGGCCACAGAGGGCUCACAAAAGAAGCCACAAAAUGAAAAGGCUUUCACAGAUCUGAGGGUUGGAUUCAAGGUGGGGGAUAUGUGGGAAUGGGUUGUGGAGGGGGCUGGUGGUGUAGAUUGGAUAGAUAGAUGUGGUUUGUUGAGAUGGCUAAAGUACACAACUCGUAUUAGGUAUGGAGAUGUAGCUAUUGCGCCGGCUGUUCCUUCUCAGACCCACCACAUAAAUGUGGUGAGGUUCUUAGGUCUUUGUCGGAAAGAAGACAAACCUGUUCUGGUUUUUGAGUACAUUUCCAAUGGCACACUUUUUGAGCACAUUCAUAAACUAAAACCAACUGCACUACUACUUUCAUUGGAGUUACGACUCAAGAUAGCGUCAGAAACAUCUGGAGCACUAGCUUACUUACACUCGUUCACUCCUGCACCGAUCAUACACCAAUGUUUGGCGACGAAAUAUAUACUCUUGGAUGAUCAUUACAAGGCAAAGUUGUCUGCCAUUGGACAGUCACGAUUGUUCAAUGAACCUUAUUUGAGUUCAGAUUAUAUUAGCUCAAUUUCAAAGGAAGGAUACUUUGACCCUCAUUUUCGAAAAGAAGGACUAGCAGAAAAGAGUGACGUCUAUAGCUUUGGAGUUGUCCUAGCGGAGCUACUAACAAGUCAAAAGCCAGUUUCACCUCCUGGGACUAGUGCUGUGAACCUAGCAAGCUUAUUUCGAACUUCAGUGGAAGAGGGUCGCUUGGACCAAAUUCUUGAUGCUCAAAUAAUAGUCAAUGAAGCAACUUCAGAGACGGCCAAAAAGGUGGCGGAUCUGGCAAAAAGAUGUUUGGGGUUACAAAGGAAGGCAAGGCCUUCCAUGGAACAAGUAGCCGUGGAGCUUGAGGGAUUGCGCAAGUUUAUGGCAGAGUAUCAAAGGGGAGAAGACGUAGAACCCAGUUUCUCUUGA
Molecule: messenger RNA, 1020 nt
Organism: Prunus avium (sweet cherry)
Lineage: Eukaryota; Viridiplantae; Streptophyta; Magnoliopsida; Rosales; Rosaceae
Product: wall-associated receptor kinase 4-like
Biological process (GO): cell surface receptor signaling pathway; protein phosphorylation
Cellular component (GO): plasma membrane
Molecular function (GO): protein serine/threonine kinase activity; ATP binding
Source: RefSeq, a predicted model, not a curated record